Peromyscus californicus insignis is the source of this 4381-nucleotide messenger RNA. RefSeq names its product family with sequence similarity 167 member A (gene Fam167a). The transcript is spliced from 5 exons. The record is from RefSeq and is a predicted model, not a curated record. NCBI's taxonomy places the organism in Eukaryota, Metazoa, Chordata, Mammalia, Rodentia, Cricetidae. Bases 846 to 1493 code for a protein of 215 amino acids.
GCGGCGGCGCCGAGAGGCUGGCGGCGGAAUAGCUCUGUGGUCGCCAGGCAACCGCCCUGACGCAAUGCAAAAGAACGUCCCUUCAAAAAAGAACCGUGCGGAGAAUUCGCUGUGUUCCGGAGCUCGGGAGGCGGGAGCCGAGAGCGCCUAGGGCAGGCGCGGGCUGGCUGCAAGGACCGCAACAGCUCCGGCGACGCGGCUGGGGCGCAAGAGGUAUGCAGAUAGAAGCAUUGAAUCCUGAGUGGAGAGGCAAUCAUUAGCACAGGACGCGGCAAACUGCGUGAAGGUCCUUGAGAGAAUACAGAUAAGCCUGCCUGCCCAGACCUACGACUCUUCCGCCACCUGAGAAAACUGUAGAGCCCACUGAGUGCCUUUUCCUUCCUCAUCUCAUCCACCCCGUGGCUCUGUGGCAGCUUCGUCUUCAGAGAAGGAGCCCAGACCUGACUAAGAGACAAGAAGGCUCACUUCCCCCUAAAAGAGGACAUUCCUAUCAUCUCCGACCUGCACACCUCCAGCCAGCAUAGAUAGAUCUCGGAGGAGGCUGCCUCAGAGAUUCCUGCUGAUGCUUGUCUGAUCCUGCCUUCUGUGAAGCAUGGCCCCCACAGGAUUAUGGGACAAAUCAUAGACCCUGAGCCACACCUGCUCAGAGAGGCACACUUUACAGCCUCGCUUGGCUCCCGGUGCUGCCAAGCCUUGAGACGCACUACCAUCCCAACAAUGCCUUCAGGAGACAGAGCCACCGCUCUAUGAGGUCUUUGCAGAGCAGGACUUGACCUUGCUACCCAGCAAGUCUCCCGAGUGGCCUCCACCACCUCCCAUGUCUGGCUACCAGGGCAGACUAGAGAAUGUCUGUGCCCCGGAUCCAAGUGGAAGAAGUGGGUGAGAAAGACAGGCCAGCAGGGGCCACCGCACCUCCCGAUGACCACCUCCUCAGCCUGAAGGCCCUCACCGAGAAACUGAGGCUAGAGACCCGAAGACCCUCCUACCUGGAAUGGCAGGCCAGGCUAGAGGAGCAGACGUGGCCUUUCCCCAGGUCAGCUGCCCAGCAGGAGGCCCCCUUGGAGCAGGAAGCAUGUGGAGGUGGAGAACCUUCGAUACCUCUAAGGGAGUCCAGAGAGCUUCUUCCACCUGCCAGGAGUGCCAGCCAGGGCGACAGGCCACUGACCACGGGCAAGCUGGAAGGCUUCCGGAGUAUCGAUGAAGCUAUAACGUGGCUCAGAAAGGAACUGGCAGAGAUGCGGCUCCAGGACCAGCAGCUGGCCAGGCAGCUCAUGCGCCUCCGUGGAGAUAUCAACAAGCUGAAGAUUGAGCAGACCUGCCGCCUGCACAGGAGGAUGCUCAAUGAUGCUGCCUUUGAGCUGGAGGAGCGAGAUGAGCUGUCAGACCUCUUCUGUGACUCCCCUCUGGCAUCCUCGUUCAGCCUUUCCACACCACUCAAGCUCAUCGGCGUCACCAAGAUGAACAUCAACUCCAGAAGGUUCUCUCUCUGCUGAGAAGCCUUGGGAUGGAAGGGGGGGGGACCAGAGCUAAGGGUGAGAGAGAGGCAACUCAGACCAAGUUACCCAAAGUGGGUCUCCCUGAGGCCAUGCUGGGAAAUGGAAGGUCCCAGGACCGGGCGGUCGUGUGGCAGGGGCUUCAGCUUUGCAUACUUGGGUCUUCAUGUUCAAUACCCAAAGAGUCUGCAGGCACUAUGGAAAACAGGGUCUCAGCAGGAUCCCUGUGGCCUGUCCCCCUCAGUGGCCCACUUUCCUGUGUCCUAGACUCACUGGUGCUAUGAUGUUGGAUCCCAAAGGGGACCUUCCCACCCACAAAGCUUGUUCUUACAGAAAGCUCUGCUCUAGGGAAGCUGGGAAGAUUAGAUGUGCAAGGCACACUCAUCUCUCACAUAGUGUCAACACCCUCUUAGUCCUAGCUCUAAUUGCCCCAAAGGAGGUGACUCAUCAACCUGGGCAGGUGUGCUAGGACAAGAAAACCUAAAGGAAUAACACUGUGGCACAUGGGAAUGCAGGCUUCUCUUUGAUGGCAACCAGCAUCCCUGGGAAGGAGCUCUGCCCUGCUACUUGGACCUUCAGCCUUGAUGCUACAAGGCCAUGCUAUUUCCAGCUUGCUCCAUGACACAUGUACCUUGUAUAGCUUUGGUAGAGGAACCCAGAUGCCCUGCUGUCCGCCCCCCAGCUCCAGUUACAACCACUUCAGUUAUUUUGCUGCCACUCACAACCCCAGGAGAGCACCAACAGGCCACUGGUGACUAAACCAGGCAGAUAGGAAACAGAUUUCCCCCCAAGUGAAUCCUACUGCAGAAGGCAGGACAGAGGCCUUCCUGGUGGGACCUGAUGGUGUCACCACAUCACCUUAUCCUCAGCACCAAAGACCACAGGGAGUCCAGAAGCCCAUACUGAGCCUCUCUCAAGACCGUGCCUGACCUAAACAAUGACUUUUAAUUGACCACGACUGUUUGUUACCUAAUGCGUUGCUAACUCAUUAAUACCCGUCUGAUUCUUGUCCAUGUGGAGAACCAGUUGACUAAGCCAAGAAGAAUUUGGGGUUCAGUUUUGAGAGGUUUUUCCCUUAGCAGCAGGCUUGAGAUCAGCAGAAUGUUAAGCUGAUCGGUUCAGGAAAGACCUGGUACAGCAUAUUAGGCCACGUGUAAUCCUGUUAACACAAGUUUCUCAGACAUUGGGUGUGUCUAGUGAGGCCUGCUCAUUUGCAGAGAGGGCUAAAUGAAGCCAGGAAACAGAAUGGCUUCCCUCAAGUCACCUGGCUGUUUAGUGGCUAUAGAAUAUUAAGGUGAGAAAUUAUUAUGAGUCAGGUCUAGAGGGAUCUCCUGUCAAUGAACUUGAACUCCAAAAGAUGGCCUGAUGUUCUGCCAAACCCAUAAGUUGCCAACUUCUUUCUCCUUCCCUUUCAGGCUCCACCCAUUCUCCCCACUUUGCAAUUCAAAGCAUUGGGAGGGAGGAGCAUGAUGCCCAGAUGGUGGACCUUUGGCACUUACCAUCUGUCAUAGUCCCGUAGUCUAUACUGACUGUUCUCUGUAUAUAAUGUUUCUUCCUCCUGGUAAUCCCCAUGGGUUAUGUCCACACAUGCCACAACACACCCAGGGAGAGGCUGGAAUGGGAGCAUAUAACUGAAUGGUCGUGUAUGACCAAAGGGUCUCUUCCUAGUGAUUUCAAAGAGCCAGGCAGUUAGUGUUUCUUUUUGAAAAGGUAGAACAAGGUAGCCAAUAUUUCUUAAAAGCCCUGAAGUCCAGAGGCCUUGACCCCAGUCCCUUCCUUAGAGACUACACAAAACACUGCCAAGUCCCAAGAGGCCUCAUCACCUCUCAUCACCUCCAGCCUCCAGACACCCCGCUGGCUGACACUCUCACACCACGUCACAGAAAACACAGGAAAGAAGGCCCAUCCCAUGUCCUAAAAACAACGCCAAACUGGUUGCAAGGAAUUAAUCAUUAGCCAGUCAUGGGAGUGCAUGUCUUUAAUCCCAACACUCAGGAGCUGGAGGAGGAGGAUCAGAAGUUCAAGACUAGCCUGUGAUACACAGUAAGUUCUCCAGGCCAGCCUAGGCCCCAUGAGACCAUGUCUCAGAAACAUAACAAGGGAAAAGACACCACCAGCCAUUACAGAACCUAACACCCUUUGCUUAAAGCAAAGCGGAGGGAUCGAAUUGGAUGUGGACAGUAACCAAGUAUGUGACGGAGCAGUUUGUGCUCAGCUAACCCCACCAGCUUCUUCCUACUUCUGUUCUCUGAGGACACUGCGCCCCAGGCAUGGAUCUAAAUAGGUUAGAUGCCUCAGCUUAAGUUGUUCAUCUCAAGUUCAUCCCAAGUUCAUCCUAUUCGGGGAUGAAGAGGGAAGGUGGGGGGGGGUCACAAAAGUAGAGGGGAGCCAUUUUGUGUUCUUAUGUGCAGCUAGUAUCUGUUAGCUCCCUGUCUCUCAUGGCGAGCACAAACCAUGAAUUGCUCAUUCUGCUUGUAGGAUCCAUGCAGAGAUGUCUGUAGGUCAGUGGUGACAUUAGCAGCCUUCCACAGCCACUUUCCUGGCUGACCGUAUGUACACAGUCCUGUGUGCUGUUUCAUCGUUAACCAUCUCCAUGUCCCCCAGAGUCUCUCCCCUGCCCCCCCCCCAUGAGACACGAAAUAUCCACUGUGCUGCCACAAGGUCAUGUCCAAUGCCUCUGUGGGCUCAGUAGCAAUCACAGAGCCUAGAGAGCCUGGGCAGGCCUGGCCAUGACCUGGCCUCAUCCAAGAUCUACCCCUGUAGCAAUACCAAGUGCUAUUACAUAAUCAAUGGACAAUUUACAAUUUUAUUUUUAUGAUUAUUUGUUUCUAUAUUACUGUUAGAAAAAAGUGAAAUAAAAAUAUUUCAAAAGAAGAUAUCCAAAUAGA